AUGAGUGAAAAGACAUAUUAUUUUUUGGAUUCGGCUACUCAAAUAGUCCAGGUGUACAACUAUGUUCUAUAUAUUCUGACGUUAGGUGCAGAAGUAAGGUGGAGAAUGCUGAAGCUUGCGCACGGUAGUUCCAACUUUUCUGUAUCGAGCGUGGAUUACGAUCGGCCAGUAAAGCCAAAAAGGGAGGCUCAGAAGAGAAAGAAUGUCCAUUUCGACGACGAGCCAGUCAGUACGAAAGCUGAACCAUCUACGAUGUCCACUGCGACAUUCAUUCGUCAGAAAGGGAUGCAGUGGAAAUCACUGGCGCAUACCUUUGGAUGUGAUGAAGAUUUCACGAAAGAUGAUGCGAUGCUUAUGAACGAACUGCUCAACCUUUGCAGCUUUUGGGCUGACAGCGAACCUGGAUUCGAGAGCACUGACGAACACAGCGAUAGCGCCGAAGAGUCGGACAGUGACGAUGAUUUAGAAUGUUUGAAACGUCUAGCAAUGUUCACUUCCUCAGUAUCUACUGAUCGUCCGACUUCUGGUCCAUGCAGUUCUUCGAGCUCUGGUGUGAGCAGUCUUCGAUUUGGCAGCAUUCUCCGUCUCAACAGUCAUUCACGCGAUUGUGCAGUUUCCGAAAGUGACACAAUUAGCCGAAUUUCAUCACCUUCCUAUCAUAUCUCGGGAGACCUUGACUGCCAAAGUCAACUAUGUACGAGUACAUCAGAUCACUUCGAAAAUGCUUUUAGAGGAGUUGUGGAUGACAAUGAAGUCAGCCAAAGUUCCGACUACAUUCCAGUCUCCGCUUCAAAUGAUUUCUGGUCACAAGUAGAGUUCUAG
This is a messenger RNA of Cylicocyclus nassatus, 822 nucleotides long. The record is from the annotation of a GenBank genome assembly. Lineage: Eukaryota; Metazoa; Nematoda; Chromadorea; Rhabditida; Strongylidae.